Messenger RNA from Procambarus clarkii (red swamp crayfish), 933 nucleotides. The record is from RefSeq and is a predicted model, not a curated record. Lineage: Eukaryota; Metazoa; Arthropoda; Malacostraca; Decapoda; Cambaridae.
AUGGUGCCAGGAAUAGUGCCAGGAAUGGUGCCAUGGUGCCAGGAACGGGGCCAUGGUGCCGGGAAUGGUGCCAUGGUGCCAGGAAUGGUGCCAUGGUGCCAGGAAUGGGGCCAGGAAUGGGGCCAUGGUGCCAGGAAUGGGGCCAUGGUGCCAGGAAUGGUGCCAGGAAUGGUGCCAUGGUGCCAUGGGGCCAGAAAUGGGGGCCAUGGUGCCAGGAAUGGUGCCAUGGUGUCAGGAAUGUGCCAUGGUGCCAGGAAUGGGGCCAGGAAUGGGGCCAUGGUGCCAGGAAUGGGGCCAUGGUGCCAGGAAUGGUGCCAUGGUGCCAGGAAUAGUGCCAGGAAUGGUGCCAUGGUGCCAGGAAUGGUGCCAUGGUGCCAGGAAUGGGGCCAUGGUGCCGGGAAUGGUGCCAUGGUGCCAGGAAUGGUGCCAUGGUGCCAGGGAUGGGGCCAUGGUGCCAGGAAUGGUGCCAUGGUGCCAGGAAUGGGGCCAUGGUGCCAGGAAUGGGGCCAUGGUGCCAGGAAUGGUGCCAUGGUGCCAGGAAUGGGGCCAUGGUGCCAGGAAUGGUGCCAUGGUGCCAGGAAUGGUGCCAUGGUGCCAUGGGGCCAGAAAUGGGGGCCAUGGUGCCAGGAAUGGUGCCAUGGUGUCAGGAAUUGUGCCAUGGUGCCAGGAAUGGUGCCACGAUGCCAGGAAUGGGGCCAUGGUGCCAGGAAUGGGGCCAUGGUGCCAGGAAUGGUACCAUGGUUCCAGGAAUGGUGCCAUGGUGCCAGGAAUGUGGCCAUGGUGCCAGGAAUGGGGCCAUGGUUCCAGGAAUGGGGCCAUGGUGCCAGGAAUGGUGCCAGGAAUGUGGCCAUGGUGCCAGGAAUAGUGCCAUGGUCCCAAGAAUGGUGCCAUGGUGCCAGGAAUGGGACCAUGGUGCCAGGAAAGGGGCCAUGA